AUGAACGGUGGCAUCGGUGACGCGCUGAUGCAGGUGCAGGUGCAGGCGCCGCCGCCGGGGAUGUCUCUGGCGCCGGCGUUGCCGAUGGUGGCGGCGACCUUCGUGGGCGCUGAGCCGGCCAGCAAGCCGAGGGCCGCGGGGCUGCCACCAACGCCGCCGCAGCAGGUUUUCGCCGGCCAGCGCCCGGCGGCGGCGGGCGGCGACGUGUGCAUGGAGGACUCGGUGGCGCAAGGUGCUGGGCUGCCGCCGCGCAAGGCGCACCGCCGCUCCAGCAGCGACGUGUCGUUCGGGUACUUGGGUGGGCAGCACCAUCUCCUCCCGCCGCCCAAGGUGGAGGCCGGGUGGGCCCACCUCGGCGGCGGCGCGGUGGCCGCCGAUGAUCUGUUCACCGCGUACAUGAACCUGGAGGGGCUGGACGGGCUCAACUCCUCGGAUGACCGCGGCCACGACGAAGGGGACAGCCGCGGGAGCAGCUUCAAGACCAACGGCGCCGACAGCAGCGAGAACGAGUCGGAGGAGUGCGCCGACGACACCCGCGGCGGGAUCCGCCUAUGGGCCGACGGAACCGAGAGGAGGGAGGGCGUCAAGAGGAACGCCACCGGGGAGCCGGCCGCCGUGCCGCUGGCCCGGCACGCCAGGAGCCUGUCCAUGGACAGCCUCAUCGGUAAGUUCAACUUCACGGCAACAGCGGCGGCCGCGGCGGCGAAUGGUGCCGGCUUGGGGCCGAACAGGUUCAGCCUGGAAUUCGGCAGCGGCGAGUUCACCACCGUCGAGAUGAAGAAGAUCAUGGCCGACGAGAAGCUGGCCGAGAUGGCGCUCGCCGACCCAAAGCGCGUCAAGAGGGUGCUGGCGAACAGGCAGUCGGCGGCGAGGUCCAAGGAGAGGAAGAUGCGCUACAUCGCGGAGCUGGAGCAGAAGGUGCAGAUCCUGCAGUCGGAGGCCACCAAGCUGUCCACGCAGGUCACCAUCCUGCAGCGCGACUCGGCGGGGCUCGCGACGCAGAACAACGAGCUCAAGUUCAGGCUGCAGGCCAUGGAGCAGCAGGCGCAUCUGCGCGACGCUUUGAAUGAGGCACUGACAACAGAAGUCCAACGCCUGAAACUCGCCACCGCUGAGCUCGGAGAUACUUGCUCGUCCAGCGGUCUAGUUCAGCAGAUCCAACUCAAUACUCAGAAUCAGAUGUUCCAACUGCAGCAACCGCAGCAGGCUAUACCAUUCUAUCAACUGCAGCAGACACAACAGAACGGUGCAGCGAAGAACAAUGAAGCAAAUGAAUGAUUCCAGAGGCAUUUUGGGCUAGUUCAUGGAGAAAGAAUGUCGGUUUAGAUGAGCUGAAUUCGCAUGAUUUCCUAACUCAUUUGUUUUAAUAUUGUUAAUAAUCACCUUGCAUUUUUCUAGGCGGUGGUUGGUGAACCUCCUUUUUUUACCUUUCAAUGUUCAUUGAUUCUUUGGAUGAUACAGUUGUCGUUUAAGUUACCAAACUGAUGAAGCUGUAGCUCAUUAUUAUUCUUUUGUAGUAAUAUCUAGUCCUAUUUAUCGAGUGUUUUGUGUA
Messenger RNA from Oryza brachyantha (malo sina), 1552 nucleotides. Its product is annotated as bZIP transcription factor 29-like. The coding region runs from base 1 to 1278 and encodes 425 amino acids. The transcript is spliced from 4 exons. The record is from RefSeq and is a predicted model, not a curated record. Gene Ontology annotation, cellular component: nucleus. Gene Ontology annotation, molecular function: DNA-binding transcription factor activity. Lineage: Eukaryota; Viridiplantae; Streptophyta; Magnoliopsida; Poales; Poaceae. Gene Ontology annotation, biological process: regulation of DNA-templated transcription.